UACACAUUAUUAAAUCGCGAAUCGUCUAAAUUGACAUUUAAAAACCAUUUAAAAAAAAUAAGAUUUUCCACUUUUCUUGUUAACCGUGUUCUUCUUUUAUUUAAAAUUAAACCAGAUUUUAAACAUGUGUUCACACACAUUACUACAAUAUUUUAUGAAUAUAAGUUGCAUAUUGUCGAUAUGUACAUUUAUGGAUUCACGAUUUAAAGUUCAGGGAUUUUCUGAUAAAAAUGAAGCUAAAAAAUCAAAAGAAAGAGUUAAGAAGCUGGUUACUUCUAUACUUAAAGAACAAGAAGAUUGUACUAUUCAAAAUCAACCAGUACAAAAAAAGAAACCGGUAAAGAUGACUAAGUCCAUGGUGUAUUUUUGAUCAAUUAAUUGGACAUCACUCAU
Diabrotica balteata is the source of this 393-nucleotide messenger RNA. The record is from the annotation of a GenBank genome assembly. NCBI's taxonomy places the organism in Eukaryota, Metazoa, Arthropoda, Insecta, Coleoptera, Chrysomelidae.